AUGGGCCUUGUGCAAUGGGGGCUUCUGCUGGCUUGCCUGGGGUGCGGAAUUCUGCCAGGAGUUCGGGCUCAGUUUCCCCGGGUCUGCAUGACUUUGGAAGGGGUGCUGAGCAAAGAGUGCUGCCCACCCCUGGGCCCUGAGCUGGCCAACAUCUGUGGAUCUCUAGAGGGCCGCGGGCAGUGCGCAGAGGUGCAGACAGACACCAGGCCCUGGAGUGGCCCUUACAUCCUCCGGAACCAGGAUGACCGUGAACAAUGGCCAAGAAAAUUCUUCAACCGGACGUGCAAGUGUGCAGGAAACUUCGCUGGUUAUAAUUGUGGAGACUGCAAGUUUGGCUGGACCGGCCCCAGCUGUGAGGAGAGGAAGCCACGUGUUGUGCGGCAGAAUAUCCAUUCCCUGACUCCCCAGGAGAGGGAGCAGUUCCUGGCCGCCUUAGACCUGGCGAAGAAAACUGUCCAUCCAGACUACGUGAUCACCACACAGCACUGGCUGGGACUGCUGGGACCCAACCGAACCCAGCCACAGGUCGCCAACUGCAGCGUGUAUGACUUUUUUGUCUGGCUCCAUUACUAUUCUGUUCGAGACACGUUAUUAGGACCAGGACGUCCCUAUAAGGCCAUAGAUUUCUCACACCAAGGACCUGCGUUUGUCACCUGGCACAGAUACCAUUUGUUGUGGCUGGAAAGAGAUCUCCAGAGACUCAUUGGCAAUGAGUCCUUUGCUUUGCCCUACUGGAACUUUGCAACCGGAAAGACGGAGUGCGACGUUUGCACAGAUGAGCUGUUCGGAGCAGCAAGACAAGAUGAUCCAAUGCUGAUUAGUCAGAACUCAAGAUUCUCCACCUGGGAGAUUGUGUGUGACAGCUUGGAUGACUACAACCGCCGGGUCACACUGUGUAACGGAACCUAUGAAGGUUUGUUAAGAAGAAACCAAGUAGGAAGAAAUAGCGAGAAAUUGCCAACCUUAAAGAAUGUGCAAGAUUGCUUGUCUCUCCAAACGUUCGACAACCCACCUUUCUUCCAGAACUCUACCUUCAGCUUCAGGAAUGCUCUGGAAGGUUUUGAUAAAGCAGACGGCACCCUGGAUUCUCAAGUCACGAGCCUUCAUAAUCUGGUCCACUCCUUCCUGAAUGGAACAAAUGCUUCGCCACACUCAGCCGCCAAUGACCCUGUGUUUGUGGUCCUCCACUCCUUUACAGACGCCAUCUUUGAUGAGUGGCUGAAGAGAAACAACCCUCCCACAGAUGCCUGGCCUCAGGAGCUGGCACCCAUUGGUCACAAUCGGAUGUACAACAUGGUUCCCUUCUUCCCACCAGUGACUAAUGAGGAACUCUUCCUAACCGCAGACCAACUUGGCUACAAUUAUGCCAUUGAUCUGGCAGUCAGCACGGAAAAAGCUCCAGUUUGGACCACCACCCUCUCGGCGGUCACAGGAACGCUAGGAGCUUUCGUCGGUCUCUUGGGACUGCUGGCUUUCCUUCAAUACAGAAGGCUUCGCAAAGGAUACGCACCCUUAAUGGAGACACAUCUAAGCAGCAAGAGAUACACGGAGGACGCCUAG
This is a messenger RNA of Arvicola amphibius (Eurasian water vole), 1560 nucleotides long. It is a transcript of the gene Dct, whose product is annotated as dopachrome tautomerase. Bases 1 to 1560 code for a protein of 519 amino acids. The transcript is spliced from 9 exons. The record is from RefSeq and is a predicted model, not a curated record. Gene Ontology annotation, molecular function: oxidoreductase activity; dopachrome isomerase activity. Gene Ontology annotation, biological process: melanin biosynthetic process from tyrosine; developmental pigmentation; ventricular zone neuroblast division. Gene Ontology annotation, cellular component: melanosome. Lineage: Eukaryota; Metazoa; Chordata; Mammalia; Rodentia; Cricetidae.